This is a messenger RNA of Platichthys flesus (European flounder), 2357 nucleotides long. RefSeq names its product glucagon receptor-like. Gene Ontology annotation, cellular component: plasma membrane. The record is from RefSeq and is a predicted model, not a curated record. The transcript is spliced from 14 exons. Gene Ontology annotation, molecular function: peptide hormone binding; G protein-coupled peptide receptor activity. The coding region runs from base 1 to 1368 and encodes 455 amino acids. Gene Ontology annotation, biological process: cell surface receptor signaling pathway; adenylate cyclase-modulating G protein-coupled receptor signaling pathway. Lineage: Eukaryota; Metazoa; Chordata; Actinopteri; Pleuronectiformes; Pleuronectidae.
AUGGUAGCGUGGGGCCCCUCUGAGCUCGCCCUCAUUAGCAAUGUGUCCUCAGGACAAAGGUCGCCUGCAGUGACGGACAGGACACGAGACAAGAUGGCAUUGACCUGCCUGAUAUUUCUGCUACUGUCAAAGUUUGAGAUGUCCAGCGGAAAAAUCCUGGAGGAAACUUAUCGGAAGUGGAUCCAAUACAAAGAAGACUGCAUGAACAUGAUAUUAAAUGAGCCAUUGCCUCAAGUGGGCUCCUUCUGUAACAGGACAUUUGACAUAUACGCCUGUUGGCCAGAUAGUCCUGCCGGCUCUGCAGUCAACAUCUCGUGUCCUUACUACUUGCCCUGGUAUGACCAAGUGUCGCAGGGAGCGGUGCGUCGGAGGUGCGGCUCUGACGGCCACUGGGAGAGAGAUGACAGCGGGCAGGUGUGGAGAGACAAGUCCCAGUGUGAGGAGGAGAAGGAGGUCGUGUCUCAGGAGCUGUGGUUCAAACAACUGAUGGUGAACUUCAGGAAUCUGUACACUGUCGGCUAUUCCCUGUCCCUCUUCACGCUCAUCACAGCUCUUAUCAUUCUUCUGAGCCUCAGGAAACUGCAUUGCUUCAGGAAUUACAUCCACGCGAACCUUUUCCUCUCCUUCAUCCUGCGCGCCUUGUCCGUCAUCGUUAAGGACACCAUGAUAGACCGCCACUGGGGACGAGAAAUCAUGAAGCAGACCGACGUGAGAGAGAUGCUCAGCCACCAGGCUGCUAUUGGCUGCCGCAUAGCCCAGGCGAUGAUGCAGUACUGUGUCCUGGCCAAUCACUUUUGGUUCUUCGGAGAGGCCAUCUAUCUGUACUCUGUGCUUAUAGCAUCAGUUUUCAUGGACAACAGCAAUUAUUUGCGUUACAUCCUACUUGGCUGGGGAACACCGUUUCUAUUUGUGGUUCCCUGGGUGGUGAUGAAGCUCUUGAAAGAGAACAAAGAGUGCUGGGCUCUCAAUGAGAACAUGGGCUACUGGUGGAUCAUUCGUUUCCCCAUUCUUUUAGCCUCACUCAUCAACUUUCUGAUUUUCAUGAAGAUCCUGAAAGUCAUUUUUUCCAAAUUACGAGCCAGCAACCAGACUGGAUACUCUGAUUUCAAACUUCGGCUCGCCAAGGCAACGCUCACCCUCAUUCCUCUGUUCGGGAUUCAUGAGAUCAUAUUCAUUUUUGCCACAGAUGAGCAGACGUCAGGAGUUUUGCGCUACACCAAGGUUUUCUACACCCUUUUUCUCAAUUCAUUUCAGGGUUUUCUGGUGGCUGUGCUCUACUGCUAUGCCAAUAAAGAGGUGAGGACGGAGCUGAGAAGGAAGUUACACAACUGGAGGAUACAGGCCAAGAGUUCGUGCUGUGAGAAGUGACUAGACGGGCUCGACACUCGAGAUGAUACUUUCUCCAUCGCCGCGGGGCCAGAGCGCAACAGGUCCUCUGCCAUAAUGAUGAGGGCAAUGCCUGAUUGUUCACCCACUCCCGACUGUUUCUUAAUCUCGGGACAGGAAAUUCCGCCAGCGUCCCCACAACCCGAUGCAUCUCUGCUGCACUAUCCAUCGGUGGUCGAUAGGGAAAACAUCCUUCAGCGCAAUAACCAUGAGGGGACUGGACAGUCUUCUCUGGCCAUGCAGGUGUCCUUUCUCAUUCACCUUCAGGACCCUGGGGAGUUACUCCCAAAUGUUGUAGAUACAAUAUCAGACUGAACACACUGUUGCGUUCACUGUACAUUUAAACAAUAUAUGUGGUUUAUUGUGAUUAUGUUAAGAUGCUGGUGAGUGUUGAGGAAUAUUAUGUAUAUUGUAUAUUUUAUCUGUACAGGAGAAUAAGAAUGCCUGUUUAACUCCACAGACAGUCCCUUCUCUGUCUAAGCAGUACCCAGGUUAUAGAUAAAGGGCCAACCUAGAGAACAUUGUAGUAUCUAAGCUUAGGGACUUUCAUAUCUCACUCAGAUGCCCCAGACAGAGAGACACCAACUUCCACUCUUUUGCGUAUUUCACCAGUGGCAAGACGAAAGGACACAAUGUGAUUUAGGAAUCUAUACUUAAGUGUUAACUAUCCGUUAGGAUGUGAACACCUACAUGCAACAUAGAGAGUGGCAGCAAUUCUAGUCAUUCAUGGAUGUGCUGUUAUAAUGGCUGAAGCAAGUAGUAUUUAGAUUGCACUUACUUAUAGCACUUUGUAGUUUUGCUUUUUUUUGAAGAAAUUGUACUUUCUUGAUUCUUGUUGUUCUGAGUUUGUACCCUCAUGGUUGAAUGCACUUAUUGUAAGUCGCUAAAUUAAAUGUAAUGUGAUGUAAAAAAGUAGAGGGAGAUAUACUGGAAUGCUGUGGGAGACAUCUUCAGACUUAGGGGUGACAAUU